AUGACUAGGUCGAUACUACGCGCCGUCGCCCUGACUUCCGCUGUCGCUCUUCUUGCCUCGCCGGUGGCUGCACAGGACGAUUCAGGAUCCACUGCGACGGGUGCACCCAAGGCCAUUACAACAUUGGGCUGCUACAACCACCCCGACCCUCUGACAGUUCAAGGAAAUUACGACUUUCAAAGUUCAGGAUACUGCCAGACACAAUGUACGGAACUGAACAAGCCUGUCAUGGCCAUCACAGGAGGCUCGACCUGCUAUUGUGGCGAUGAAAUACCUGCUUUGGACCAAGAGGUUGAUGGAGAUAAAUGCAACACCGUGUGCGCUGGCUACGGGUUAUCAACCUGCGGUGGGAUUGGGUACUGGCAGGUCUAUCUGACCGGAUUGACUGGAGACGUCGAGACAGCCCCCAACAGCACAUCGAGUACCAGCUCAUCUUCGCCCCAAGGUACCGCGGGUUCUGGCUCAACCAGCACUCAGCCCGCGGUUGUAACUCAGCCUGGUCAGACGGUCGUGGUAACUCAGUCUGCAGCAGCUCUUGCCAACCAAGAUAAGCAGUCCGGUGGCUCUAACAAGGUCGCCAUUGCGGUGGGAGUUGUCGUCGGUGUUGUUGGUCUUGCCGGCAUCGUAGGCGGCGUUCUGCUGUACUUGAGACACAAGCGAAAUCGCGAGAUCGAAGAAGAGCACCGUCGUAAUGCGGCUGUGAGCUCCUUCAUCGGCACCGCGGCGUCGGACAAGUCCUCGACUGACCAACGACUCGACCCAUCCAUCUACUCACAUGCCCGACAGAGCAUUGGCAGCAUUGCUGAUGAGAGGGACUUUACAAGAAGGAUAUUGCAGGUAUGUUGA
This is a messenger RNA of Cladophialophora yegresii CBS 114405, 846 nucleotides long. RefSeq lists its product as uncharacterized. Gene Ontology annotation, cellular component: plasma membrane. Bases 1 to 846 code for a protein of 281 amino acids. NCBI's taxonomy places the organism in Eukaryota, Fungi, Ascomycota, Eurotiomycetes, Chaetothyriales, Herpotrichiellaceae. The transcript has a single exon. The record is from RefSeq and is a predicted model, not a curated record.